Messenger RNA from Apiotrichum porosum, 345 nucleotides. RefSeq lists its product as uncharacterized. Bases 1 to 345 code for a protein of 114 amino acids. The record is from RefSeq and is a predicted model, not a curated record. NCBI's taxonomy places the organism in Eukaryota, Fungi, Basidiomycota, Tremellomycetes, Trichosporonales, Trichosporonaceae. The transcript has 3 exons.
AUGUCCUCCACUACCGUCUCGACCCGUACCAUGCUCCAGAUGCGCGGAGAGUUGAUCAACGAGCACUCUCCGCUACUCCAACCUCCCGCUCAGUCAUACGACGAAGAGCGCCAGUACGAGAACCCAAACAACUGGCCUACCACUCCCGGAAACCCCGACUACCGUCCUUUGGACAGGCAUGUGGACAUGACAACGAGGCCCAAUGGCUCGAACCCGGUCGAGUGGGUCAUCGUCAACGUCAUGCUCAACGGUGUCCUUGGCCAGGGUAUCAUUCGAUCGGCCUGGCGCGCAGUUGGCUCACCUUUCAGUGGUUUCUUCACCUACCAGAUUGGCGGCCUUUACUGA